AUGCGUGAGAAAGGGUACAAGGUACAGAUACUGGCUGGAAGCUGUGCGGCGCUGUUUCAGACCACGGUGUCGCAACCGUUUGAGUUCUUGAAGACAGGGUUGCAGCUGAGAGGGGUUGCGCACCCGUUGGAAGGGGCAGCGCAACUGCGGACGUACUUCACUGGUUGUUCCGUGCUGAAUGUAGGGGCCGUGCUGAAAACUUGUCUGAGGUUCCAGGCGUUCGAUUGGGCGUGUGCACUGCUACGGGACCCGGCGGCUCCAGUAGCGUCUCCGCUGGUUGGGCCCAGAAUGCUGCUGGCGAGUGUGCUUACAGGUACCGCAGAAACUGUACUCGUGGUACCCCUGGAGUCCAUUAAGACUACAAUGAUUGAGAAUGCCCUACGGAGGGGGGAGACGGGUCCACCCAUCGGUAGUAAACUGCCCGACUCGGGCCAGUCCAAACCUACUUUCCACUCGGCACGCUCUUCCGGUCCAGCCAUUGCGCUGAAUGAUCGCUGGGCCCCUUACGAUAAGACCCCGUCCGUGGGGCUUCUCGCGAACGUCAAAGAGAUUUACGCCACGAGGGGCGUACGAGGAUACUUCCAGGGGAUGUUUCCUACCAUGUGGAGACAGAUCGGGAACUCGAUGGUCCGUUUCACGACAUAUUCGGUACUGAAACAGACGGUGACGCAGCGCGGGCAACCGAUAAACGAGACGCUUGCGUUCGCGAUGGGGGCACUGUCAUCGCUGGCGGUUGUAACCAUCACACAACCAUUGGAUGUGAUCAAGACGCGGAUGCAGAGUAGACACGCACGCACGGAGUACAGGAACUCGCUUAACUGCUGCUAUCGCAUCUUCGUGCAAGAGGGGAUCACCACUUUUUGGAAGGGUGCAGUCCCAAGACUGUUCAAAGUAGCUCUGUCCGGUGGUAUCUCCUUUGGGAUAUACGAAUACGUGGAGAACCUCGUCUAUGGCUUCCAAAAUGAGGGAUUCCUCAAAUGA
Huiozyma naganishii CBS 8797 is the source of this 981-nucleotide messenger RNA. It is a transcript of the gene MRX20, whose product is annotated as Mrx20p. Gene Ontology annotation, biological process: mitochondrial citrate transmembrane transport. Bases 1 to 981 code for a protein of 326 amino acids. NCBI's taxonomy places the organism in Eukaryota, Fungi, Ascomycota, Saccharomycetes, Saccharomycetales, Saccharomycetaceae. The transcript has 2 exons. The record is from RefSeq and is a predicted model, not a curated record.